Molecule: messenger RNA, 2751 nt
Organism: Serendipita indica DSM 11827
Lineage: Eukaryota; Fungi; Basidiomycota; Agaricomycetes; Sebacinales; Serendipitaceae
Source: the annotation of a GenBank genome assembly
AUGUUCAACGAGCGACUCCCUGAUAGCGAGUGGACGCUGAGGAGAGCCUGGAAGGACGUUUUGGAGGGGCUCGAAAGAGAGAGUGACGUACGGGGUGCAUUUAUCAAUUCGUUGAGAACCGACAUUGUAGGGCCGCUCCUGGAACUCAAGGAAACGCACGAGCGGUCCCGCAAACGUAUCAAAGAAGAUGUGAAGAAUUCACUCGUUCAGUACAACGAGUAUAGCGAGAAUACGCUCCCUCGUCUGAGGAGAACGUACAUGAAGCGCUGCAUGGAGGCGGACGAGUGGAAGCACGAAGGAAGUGCUCGGAAUACAGUUACGAGCCCGACGACGCCUCAUCAACCCGUGCCCAAACCCACUUCGUCUACGCCUAGCACGCCACCGACGAAUAAUCGUUCAGUCUACCAGUCGGAUGCGCCAUCGGAGAGAGGACCAAGGGGAAGGCAAUCUUCUAUCGGCGGGCAAGGACGGCGAGACAGGAGUCCUGGUGGUUCAACGAGCUUUUCAGAUCUUGCCCAGCAAGGUGACUUUGACUUUUCAUAUUCUGCCUACCAUGGCCUCACAAUCACAACAGGAAGACGCCAGUUGAACAAUCUUCGGACUCUGAUCGAGACCAAGGGAGGCGUUGGGGGCAAUCCCAAAGGCGAAAUUGCACUUCGAGGAGUGCGUGCAAGGCGCGACGCUGACGAAGCUGACAAAGAAUAUCGAAAAGGAGUGCAUGCCAUGGAGACACUUCGGCUACGCAGAGAAAAGAUUCUGGAAGCCGGCUACACCAGUUUGGAAACACUGGUGGCUGAAACUGCCGACCUUAUGGUACGAGUAAUCGAAAGAUAUUCGGAUAACCUCACCGCAACAAACGUCACAAACUCGCAAUUAUCUACGAGUCUUGGUUCUGUCGUCAACAUUAUCCAUCCCAUACAAGACCUCCAGAGAUUACGACAAUUGACCAGCAAAACGCUGGCCGCAGCGAUACCCAAACCCAUUCUUUAUUGCAAUUAUCAAGUCGGAGAAUGUACCGACAUGCUAUUUGGUGUCAGCCUUGUUGACUACGCGAGCUCACGAGGCCUCCGAGACAACGAGUUACCCAAGAUAGUAUCUAUUUGCACAGCGGAAGUCGAAGCACGCGGCAUCAAGACGGAGGGAAUCUACCGGGUCCCUGGCCGGCACGCACAUGUGAUGGAGCUUUCCUUGAUGGCAGAGAAGAGCGAGGCAGAUUUCACCGUCGACAAGGAAGACAUACAUUCCAUUGCAGCCUUACUCAAAUAUUAUCUGCGGGAACUUCCCGAACCGGUGUUCAAAUUCCCAAUCGUUGACAGGGUCCAAUACACUGAAGAUAGAGAUAAACAUUUCGCAAACAAUUUUGCCAUGAUUCGCAGCAAAAUACGUCGCCUUCCAGCGAUUCACCAAGCAACGCUGCGUGCCAUGCUCGAACACUUGUCCAAAGUCGUAGCGAACCAGAAAUUUAAUAAGAUGGACGCCAAGAAUCUUGCAGUCAUUUUUGGACCAGUUAUCCUUGGCGAAGAGGCCUUGCCGGCCGGUGUAGAUAUUCUAACCAUGACCAAGGACACACUGAUGGAAGACAUGAUUGCCAAUGCCAGAAUCCUCUGCGAUCCUCACGCUGGAGAGGAGCGAUCCUCUUCGCCGCCUUUGCCCAGCAUACCACCGUCCGAGAUUGGAGCGCUGAAUUCUCGAGCCAGCGCUCCUAUCUAUGGCUCUUCCCACACUGUCGUGAAGACAUUACCAUCGAGUACAAAGACGAACCUUUGCUUGUAUCCACCAAAGCUGCCACCAAGACCGGCUAAUAGACAGCCGACGAGGAGAAAUACGAUUUCCUCUGGGAGCGUCGACCCUGCGGCGCUUGCAGGUAUUGCAGCGAUAAACUCGAAUACUGCUGCGAGUAGACCGUCAGAAGAUGGACGCGCCACGGGAUACGAAAGAGAUAGACCGUCGACGGGAGGACGAGGCCCCAAGCUCGAUACAAAGGGACACAGUUCGAAUCCAUCCGUCUCUUCGACGGCGUCUACCCAAAGAGGAAAGAUUUCCGCGUCGUCUUCUCCCGCGCGAAGUACUGUACCUGGCCGAGUGGGCGUUUCGUCUGUAUCACUUCACACAUCAUCUGCGUCAGGUACUGGCACCAGCGGUGGACCAUCCAACGGUACAAAUGGAACCAGUGCAAACGGAAAUAGUGGUGGAACCUAUCUCAACGCAAGCACGACAAGUACGACGGGUCACGAGAGUGGGGGAGUGCCGAAGAAGGGGUCAUAUUCUGACUCGCUCUUGGCCGAGCCAGCAGUGCUCAUGUACCAAGCACAAGCAGACGAAGAAGAAGUGCAACCCAUCACCCCUGUACCUGCACCCGUUUUGCGUAAGGGUAAUGGCGGGAACCCUGGACCUGGACCCACACCUGUCACUCCGCCUCUGCCGCCAGCCACGAGUACAGCACCUAGAUUCCCAUCUUCGUCCACUUCCCCGCCCACAUCUCCCUCGACACAAACACCAACUCGACAACGUGCACAAGAAAGGGAAAAGGCGCAGGAAAAGGAAACGGAACGCGAACAAGAUCCUCCUGGCCCCUUUAGCGCAUAUGCUGCCAAUGUGGGUGUAGGACACGGAAACGUGUACGGAGGAGAUGCGGGCGAGGUCGAGGUGGAUUAUCCUGGCUCGCCCGACACGAGUGCGCUCGAGUUUCGGACGGCGGAGAAUACACCUAUACACUCACCGAAGGAGGAGCUCGCCUCAUUUACAAAGUGA